AUGACACCUGUUAAACGAGGGGGAGAGGAACGAGAGUCUGCUACAGCUGAUGCAGGAUAUGCUAUCUUGGAAAAAACGUGUAGUGGUAGAGGCUUAGAAGACAAGAGAUUAAUGCCUCCCCCAUCACCAAUGGCAACUGUUGAGAAAUCUGCAGCUCUAACAACAUCAACAGCUAUGACGGCUGCAGCAGCUGCAGCAGCCUCUAACCCUGCCCUGGUGGCUUCUUAUGGCGGUGACAGUGACUCUGAUGAUGAACAGUUUGAGCAAUCUCCUCAACCAGGUGUCUCUCAACGAACUGGCAUGUUAGAUGAAUCUAAACUCACUGACUGGGCCAAAUUAGCAUGCUUGCUUUGCAAACGUCAGUUCCCCAGCAAAGAAGCUCUCACUAGACACACCCAACUCUCUGAUCUCCAUAAGCAAAAUCUGGAGGUUUUGAAGAAGAAAUUCAGUUCAGGUGGCCCAGAUGGAGAUAAAAAAGGACCUUACCGUGAUCGUGCCAAGGAAAGAAGGGAGAAAUAUGGAGCACCCUCCCCGCCAGAACCAAGGCGCAAAUUUGAAGCUCCUGUCAAUUAUGAAGAACCAACCAAGCAGGGAAUUGGCAAUGAUAACAUUGGUAACAAACUAUUGCAGAAAAUGGGCUGGAGUGAGGGGCAAGGUCUUGGCAAACAAGGCCAGGGGAUUGUGGCACCUAUUCAGGCUCAACGGAGGUCAGUAAGUGCAGGUCUUGGAGUUCGUGGGGCAAACAUUGUAUCUGAUGCUGGAGAUUCAUACAAGACCGCAGUAAAAAAAACCAUGUUUGCACGCUAUCAUGAGUUAGAAUGA
This is a messenger RNA of Acanthosepion pharaonis, 822 nucleotides long. NCBI's taxonomy places the organism in Eukaryota, Metazoa, Mollusca, Cephalopoda, Sepiida, Sepiidae. The record is from the annotation of a GenBank genome assembly.